CGUCGCGCGAAGAACGACUUCCGCGAUGUCGGCGCAACCCGCGGACCUCGUCCCCGCCGUGGAGGCGUACCUCGCCGCGAACGGCCUGAACGACACCCUCAGCGCGCUGAAGUCGGAGGCGAAGAAGAAGAACCUCACGCCGAGCAAGACGGCGAGUCCCCCGAUUCCGAUCCAAUCAUCUCAUCGCGCUCUUCGUCGUCCCCGAGACGCCGCCCACCGCCCGACCGUCCGCGCUGACGUCUCCUCCGUCCCCCGCGUCUUCUCGCGAUCCGAUCAGGCGAAGAACCUCGACGCGGACCUCGUCGAGAUCGCGAACGUUUUCAUCGAGGCCAGAGGCACGAAGCGCAAGGCGGAGUCCUCGUCCUCGUCCUCGUCCUCGGACAGCGACAGCGACAGCGACGCGAAGCCCGCGGCGAAGAAGGCGAAGACCGCGGCGAAGUCGUCGUCGUCGUCGUCGUCGUCGUCCUCCUCCUCCUCCUCGAAAUCAAAGUCAAAGUCCAAGUCGAAGUCGAAGAGCGAGAGCGAGAGCAAGUCGAAGAGCAAGUCCAGCAGCUCGUCGUCGUCGUCGUCGUCGUCCAGCUCGAAGUCUAAGAGCAAAUCGAAGUCGAAGAGCGCGUCGAAGUCAAAGUCGAAGUCGUCGUCAUCGUCGUCCUCGUCGUCGUCGUCCGAUUCGGACUCGGACUCGGACGCCGCCGACGAAAAGAAACCCGCCGCCGCCGCCGCGGAGGAGGAUGAAAAGAAGUCAAGCAGCAGCAGCAGCAGCAGCUCAUCUUCCUCGUCUUCGGACAGCGACGGCGACGCGAAGCCGACGGCGAUGGAGACGGACGAGAAGAAGGACGACUCGAGCAGCUCUAGCUCGUCGUCGUCUUCCUCGUCGAAAUCCAAGUCGAAAUCCAAGUCGAAGUCGAAGAGCAAGUCGAAGAGCAAGUCGAAGAGCAAGUCUUCGUCGUCGUCUUCGUCGUCUUCGUCGUCUUCGUCGUCAUCCUCGGACAGCGACAGCGACAGCGACGAGAAGCGCGCGGCGGCGGCGGCGGCGACCGAGGCGGAGAAGGACGACUCUUCGUCUUCCUCCUCCAGUUCUUCUUCGUCCGAGUCCGAGUCGAAGUCCAAGUCCAAGUCCAAGUCCAAGUCGAAGUCGAAGUUGAAGAGCAAGUCUUCUUCUUCUUCUUCUUCUUCUUCUUCUUCUUCUUCUUCUUCUUCUUCUUCUUCUUCUUCGAGCUCGUCGUCUUCCGACUCGGACUCCGACAGCGACGAGAAGCCCGCGGCGAAGGCGGAGGAGAAGAAGGACGACUCGAGCUCGUCUUCCUCGUCCUCGUCCUCCUCUUCCUCCAAGUCCAAGUCCAAGUCGAAGUCCAAGUCCAAGUCGAAGUCGAAGUCGUCGAGCAGCUCUUCGUCCUCCGACUCGGACUCGGACUCGGACAGCGACGAGAAGCCCGCGGCGAAGGCGGAGGACGCGAAGGCGGCGUCCAGCAGCAGCAGCAGCAGCUCCUCUUCCAGCGAUUCGAAGAGCGAGGAGAAAACGAAGGCGGCGGUUCCCAAGCCGGACUCGUCGUCGUCCGACAGCGACAGCGACAGCGACUCGAAGAGCGCGUCGAAGUCGAAGUCGAAGUCGAAGAGCGAAUCGAAGAGCGGCGGCGGCGGCGGCGGCAGCAGCAGCAGCAGCAGCAGCAGCAGCAGCAGCAGCAGCAGUUCGUCGUCGGAGGAAGAAGAGAAGCCCGCGGCGAAGAAGGCGAAGCCCGCGGCGAAGGAGAAAUCCGCGCCCGGCGCGGAGGAGAACAGGAGGGUGACGCGGAGCCAGGCGGCGAAACCGUUUCAACGGUGA
Micromonas pusilla CCMP1545 is the source of this 1822-nucleotide messenger RNA. RefSeq lists its product as uncharacterized. Bases 26 to 1822 code for a protein of 598 amino acids. The record is from RefSeq and is a predicted model, not a curated record. Gene Ontology annotation, molecular function: protein binding. The transcript is spliced from 2 exons. Lineage: Eukaryota; Viridiplantae; Chlorophyta; Mamiellophyceae; Mamiellales; Mamiellaceae.